Molecule: messenger RNA, 693 nt
Organism: Didymodactylos carnosus
Lineage: Eukaryota; Metazoa; Rotifera; Eurotatoria; Philodinida; Philodinidae
Source: the annotation of a GenBank genome assembly
AUGAGUUCGAAUCGUUUACAAUCUCCCAUACAAGUACGUCGAAAUAUUGCUUAUGCUAAACGUUCUCAAACAAUUGAUCCUGAUUCAAAUGAAGAAAAAUUAAGAAUUGUUAUAUUAGGAGCAACGAAAGUAGGAAAAACAUGUAUUUGUCAGCAAUUUCUUUGUCAACAAUUUAUCGAAGAACAUAAAGAAACAUUAGAUGAAUUGCAUACUAUUGAAUUUGAAUUAACAAAUCGUCAUCUAACUUUGGAAAUAUUAGAUACAGCGGGUAUUGAUGAAUUUCCGGUGAUGAGACGUAUUGCUAUUGCUGGUGGUGAUGCAUAUGUAAUCGUUUAUUCGAUUGAUAAUCAAUCAUCGUUCGAUAUCGUUAGACAAAUGCGUGAUUUGAUUAUUGAAGUUAAAGGUCAUUCAGAUUUUCCGUUGAUUAUUGUAGGCAAUAAAAGCGAUAAAGAAGAUUCUCGUGUCGUCUGUCGUGAAUACGCUGAAACAAUUGCAACUGUUGAUUGGGGAAAUGCGUUUAUUGAAGCAUCUGCCUAUAAUAGAAAUUCGGUAUUGAGUGUAUUUCGAGAAUUAUUAAAAACAGCUAAAAUUGAUAUUACAUUUAGUCCAAAAACAUUAAGACGUAGUUCAGAUCCAGCUCUAUCACACGAUAAAGAACGAACAAAUAAACGGCAAAGUUGUGCUCAACAAUAA